CUUUCUCUCCCGGCCGCUGGCUCCAGGCCGAGUGACAGCGGGGCCGGGAAACAGAAACCGACGCGGCGGCUCCUCCCCGCGGGGGCCGGGCCGGAGGGGGAGGAACCGGGAGAGACGCCGGCGGAGCCCACCCAGAUGAGCGACGCCUCAGGCCCCGAAAUGCCCCUGCAGCCCCCGGCGGACGCCUCGCCGGGCUCCCCGGACCGGGGCGACGUCUCGGUCGUGAUCGUGGGGGCGCCGGGCUGCGGCAAGUCGGCCCUGCUCAACGCCGCGCGGGGCCUGGCGGAGGGUGACGCCCGCGCGGCCCCGCUGGGGGCUCCGGCUAGCUCCGGGGGGCCUGUGCUGUACCCCGAUCCGGCCCGGCCCAACCUGCUGCUCUGGGAGCUGGCCCUGACGGAGGGCGAGGGGCCGGCGCGCUGGCUGGCCGAGGGGGACGUGGUGCUCCUGGCCACCGACGGGCUUUUCGGUGCCAGCCACGCCCGCCUGGCCCAGGAGGCCCGCGGCGCCGGCAAGACGGUGCAUUUCGCCCGCACCAAGGCCGACCUGGACCUGCACACCCUCCGGCGGCUCCUGGGCGAGCGCUACGACCGGGCCCGGGCCCUCGACGCCCUCCGGGCCGCCUGCGUCCAGUCCCUGGCGGCCCACGGCCUCGGGGAGCCCCCGCCCGUCGUCUUCCUCGUCUCCGGCCACGAGCCCCAGGAGCUGGACGGGCCCCUGCUGCGCCAGGCUCUGGUGGGAGACGUCAGGGUGUACGAGAGGGUGCUGCGCCCGGCGCUCUCCGGCUUUGAGCAGAUCAGCGAGCGGGAGGUGGCCGAGAUCCAGGAGGCCUACGAGCUGGGCGGCCUGGCGGAGGUGGUGACCCGGGUCCAGUGCAGCCUGGAGACCCUCUGGAACGCCCGGCUGGAUGUGGCCGUCACCGGGGAGUCGGGGGCCGGCAAGUCCACCUUCGUCAACGCCCUGCGAGGCCUGAGCGACGAGGCCGAGGGGGCGGCCCAGACCGGCGUGACCGAGACCACGGCCCAGCCCACGGCCUACCCCUACCCCGGCUACCCCAACGUGACGCUGUGGGACCUGCCGGGCAUCGGCACGCCCAGCUUCCGGGCCGACCGCUACCUCGAGGCCGUGGAUUUCACUCGCUAUGACUUCUUCAUCAUCCUGGCCUCGGAGCGGUUCAAGGAGAACCACGUCCGCCUGGCCCGGGCCAUCGUGGAGCAAGGGAAACGCUUCUACUUCGUGCGCGCCAAGGUGGACAACGACCUGGAGGCCACGCGGAGGAGGAAGGACCCGCCCGAGGAAGAGGAGGUGCUGGAGGAGAUCAGGAGGGACUGCCGGGAACGGCUGGGCCAGGCCGGGCUGGGCGACACCAAGGUCUUCCUCCUCAGCAGCUUCGAGCUCGAGAAAUACGACUUCCAGGCCUUCGAGGAGACCUUGGAGCGAGAGCUGCCGGGGCACAAGCGUCACGCCUUCCUCCUCUCCCUGCCGAACCUCUCGCGGGCCAUCAUCGAGAGGAAGCGGCAGCUGCUGCACCAGGAGGUCUGGAAGGUGGCCUUGCUCUCCAGCCUGGUGGCCGCCGUGCCCUUGCCGGGUCUGGCCUUCACCUGCGACGUCUCCAUCCUGCUGAGGAAGCUGGCCGCCUACCGGCAGGAUUUCGGGCUGGACGCGGCCUCCCUGGCCCGGCUGGCGGAGAGGGCCGGGAAGCCGCUGGAGGCGCUGCGGGCCGAGGUGCGCAGCGUGCUCGGGCGCGGCAUCAACAAGGAGGUGGUGAUCGGGCUGCUGGGGAAGGCCACCGGCGGGGGCUUGGUGGUGGUCAACUUCUUCUUCCACCGGAUCCCCAUCUACGGGGCGCUGGCCUCCGGGGGCAUCUCCUUCCACACCACCUACUCCAUGCUCAGCCAGUGCCUGGAGGAGCUGGCGGCCGACUCCCAGCGGGUCCUCGUCAAGGCCUUCGACAGCGAGGUCUGAGGGGGCUUCCAGCCACGGGAGGGGAUCCCCUCCCGCAGCGAAGGCAGAACGGCCGUGUUAUUGUAGGGUCUCCCGGGUGGGUGGGGGCCGCGUGCAUUGCUUGGUUAUUGUAGGGUCUCCUGAAAGGGGCCUGCACUCCCUGUCCUCUCCCGAAAUCUCUGCCCCCCCACCCCGUAUGCCCAUGGCUACCGUCUCAGCACAGCCACCCUCAUAGCAAUCCCCCUGCUGAGGCAAUUGGCCGUAGCUCCACUGCAGUCGAUGGGGGCAGAUCCCCAGCGGGCCCCGAUGCCCCAGCGCAGCGCUAGGGGGGCGCUGUGCUGCAGGGGGCAGGAUGGGGGCUCUCCCUGGCAGUCAGUGCCGGCCCCGAUGCCCCAGCGCGGCGCUAGGGGGCGCUGUGCUGCAGGGGGCAGGAUGGGGGCUCUCCCUGGCAGUCAGUGCCGGCCCCGAUGCCCCAGCGCGGCGCUAGGGGGCGCUGUGCUGCAGGGGGCAGGAUGGGGGCUCUCCCUGGCAGUCAGUGCCGGCCCCGAUGCCCCAGCGCGGCGCUAGGGGGCGCUGUGCUGCAGGGGGCAGGAUGGGGGCUCUCCCUGGCAGUCAGUGCCGGCCCCGAUGCCCCAGCGCGGCGCUAGGGGGCGCUGUGCUGCAGGGGGCAGGAUGGGGGCUCUCCCUGGCAGUCAGUGCCGGCCCCGAUGCCCCAGCGCGGCGCUAGGGGGCGCUGUGCUGCAGGGGGCAGGAUGGGGGCUCUCCUUGGCAGUCAGUGCCGGCCCCGAUGCCCCAGCGCGGCGCUAGGGGGCGCUGUGCUGCAGGGGGCAGGAUGGGGGCUCUCCCUGGCAGUCAGUGCCGGCCCCGAUGCCCCAGCGCGGCGCUAGGGGGCGCUGUGCUGCAGGGGAUAGGGUUGGGGGGCGAUUCUCCUUGCAGUUCUCCCCCCACAGCCCCCGAAGUCCCCGAGGUCGCUAACACAGACCCUGUCCCGCCCCUGCCCCACGGCGGCUCCGGCUCAUGCAGGGAUCUUGGCGUGACGCAGGCCCACGGACGAGGCCUCUCUCAGUCCGCGGGUGGGUCUGAGCUGGCUUGUGGGGCUUGGGUCCAGCCCUGUUCCCUGGCUUUUGGGGGGCAGCACUGAAAUGCAGGGGGGCCUGUUCUGCAGGGGGCCCCUGACGGUCCUCGAAAGGGGCAACGUGUGUGUGUGUGGGGGGGGGGGGUCCUUCCACAGCUCUGCCCGUAUGGGUUUGUACAGCACCUAGCGCUACCGUAACGCACCUAAUAAAUAGCAAUCGCGAUGUACCACACCCAGUGCUACCGUAAUGCACCUAAUACAGUGAUUUUCAAACUUUUUUUCUGGCGACCCAGCUGAAGAAAACUGUUGAUGCCCACGACCCAACG
Messenger RNA from Mauremys mutica (yellowpond turtle), 3342 nucleotides. RefSeq names its product interferon-inducible GTPase 5-like. Gene Ontology annotation, cellular component: membrane. Lineage: Eukaryota; Metazoa; Chordata; Testudines; Geoemydidae. The transcript has 3 exons. The record is from RefSeq and is a predicted model, not a curated record. Bases 136 to 1962 code for a protein of 608 amino acids. Gene Ontology annotation, molecular function: GTP binding.